UGAAGUCAUGGAACGUCACUCUGCUUACUAUGUGCUCAGCGAUGCGCACAGCGUUCAGCGACCGCUCCGAUGUCUUACUCUUCGCAUACGCUUUAAAGCUCAAACGGCGAUUUGUGACUGAACGAGGGGAGAAAUAGGCCCGGAGUUUCUUUUGGAACGCCCGAGUAACUAUAAAACUGUUUUUUUUCGCGGAACACCGUCAGUCGUUGUGUUGAGCCAAUCUUUCAAUUUGAUUUUCGGAUAUUGUAGGCGUCAGUUACCCUCUCCAGAUUUCCAUCGACCAUCAACAGAUAAUCUACUAAAAUUAAACUCUACUCAAUUUCAUUAAGGUCAAGACACUGACGAGUUGGUCUGUAAACAGCGAAGAUGAAGACAUCGUUUACCGUCUGGAUUAGUUUGUCACUCUUCUUUACAAUCACUGGCACCACACAAGCCUCGAUGGCGAACCCAGUACCUACUACAGAGAUCACAGUCACCCUUAAGCUUGAAUGGAAUGUCACCGUCAUUGAUAAACCGAUUCCAGAGAAUUAUACUACAAAGGUUCCCAAAGGAACUCUUCUGAUUGACAUCAUGAACAAAGCUGCUGACAGCGAGAAACAAGGCCCUUUUAACGAAUACAAAAGCACGUACUACAGCGUCAUGGGUUAUUUCAUCACCACCAUAAAUGGCAUAGAAAACGACCCUAGCACAAAUUCCUACUGGACGAUUUAUGAUGAGCAAACUGGAGCGCCACUUGAAUGUGGAGUGAGCUCUUACGUGCCAUAUGACGACUCCGCAACUGUCUUCAAUUUCGCUCAAUUUCCAAGUUACUCAAGUCAUGAUAAUAAUGGGAAUGUUAGUGGAAUGUGCAAAAUCCAUUCCAAUACUCCGGUUCCACCCUCUGCGAUCACAGUUACCAUUGCAAUGGAGUGGAAUCCGGACGUCAUCAUGAAGCCCAUCCCUCCUCCCUACACCACCAAAGUCGCCAGCGGCACUACACUUACAGAAAUCAUAAACAAAGCUGCAGAUGAAAAUCCCGAGGGCCCUUUUAAUAAGUAUUCAUCCACAUAUUACGGCGGACAGGGACAUUUUGUAACUGCCAUGAACGGUACUCAAGAGGAUACUAUUAAGGACUGGUUCUGGAGCAUUUACGACGAAGCAACUGGAAAAAACUGGCCACCCUUUGUAGAUCAGUACAAACCUCAGAACGGCUCAACUACGAUCCUGAAGUUUAGCACAAGCUCUGAAUCUAAGUCUAACGCCAGCGGGACACUUGUGGGGAUGGGGUUGGUAGUCCUGAGCAUCUCAGCCAUUGUGGAAGGCUUGCUGUUUUUGUAACUCAAAGUUGAACAAAGUAACCCUCAAUUACGCGAUAGAUGCAGUCAGUAAAGGAACUUUAAGUAAUUUCGCAGAAGUAUUUCAGUAGUACGCUAUCAUUACAGAAUAACACCAGAUUUCGAGGUGUAAAGAAUAGUAAGCGUUAACGUUCGACAUUCAGCUUUUUUCAUUGUUU
Molecule: messenger RNA, 1492 nt
Organism: Pocillopora verrucosa
Lineage: Eukaryota; Metazoa; Cnidaria; Anthozoa; Scleractinia; Pocilloporidae
Source: RefSeq, a predicted model, not a curated record